This is a messenger RNA of Nicotiana attenuata, 1177 nucleotides long. Its product is annotated as 14-3-3-like protein B. Lineage: Eukaryota; Viridiplantae; Streptophyta; Magnoliopsida; Solanales; Solanaceae. Gene Ontology annotation, cellular component: cytoplasm. The transcript is spliced from 4 exons. Gene Ontology annotation, biological process: signal transduction. The coding region runs from base 130 to 897 and encodes 255 amino acids. The record is from RefSeq and is a predicted model, not a curated record.
CCCUAAAAAAAAGUCCAACAGCAAAUGCCCUUGUUUUAAAUCCACUUGAAAACACACAAACUCCCCAGAUCUCAAAAAAUCAACAUUAACACAACCAAAAAGAAAAGAGAUCCCUAAUUAGAAUUCAUUAUGGCGCGUGAGGAGAACGUGUACAUGGCGAAGCUUGCCGAGCAAGCCGAGAGAUACGAGGAAAUGGUAUCGUUCAUGGAGAAAGUCUCGACGUCCUUAGGGACGUCUGAGGAACUCACAGUAGAGGAGCGAAAUCUCCUUUCCGUUGCGUACAAGAACGUUAUUGGGGCUCGUAGAGCCUCGUGGCGUAUAAUCUCCUCCAUCGAACAGAAGGAGGAGUCGAGGGGAAACGAGGACCACGUGAAAUGCAUUCAGGAGUACAGAUCUAAGAUUGAAUCUGAACUCUCCAAUAUCUGUGAUGGCAUUCUCAAGCUCCUUGAUUCUUGUCUUAUUCCUUCUGCUUCUACUGGUGAUUCUAAGGUGUUUUACCUUAAAAUGAAGGGUGAUUAUCAUCGUUAUUUGGCUGAGUUUAAGACUGGUGCUGAACGUAAGGAAGCCGCUGAGAGUACUCUCUCCGCCUACAAAGCCGCUCAGGAUAUUGCAAAUGCUGAACUUGCCCCAACUCACCCAAUCCGACUUGGACUGGCUCUCAACUUCUCUGUGUUUUAUUAUGAGAUUUUGAACUCUCCUGAUCGUGCCUGCAAUCUUGCUAAACAGGCCUUUGACGAAGCAAUUGCUGAAUUGGACACACUGGGAGAGGAGUCUUACAAGGAUAGCACUUUGAUCAUGCAACUGCUUCGUGACAAUCUUACUCUCUGGACCUCUGAUAUGCAGGAUGAUGGUGCUGAUGAAAUCAAGGAAACCAAAGCUGACAAUGAACAACAGUGAGGGAACUGCCCCUCAAAUUGUCUUUUGACUUCUUCCUGAUGGUUUUUAUUGGGAGAAGCUGUUUCCUUUUAUUUCCUUUUUACUGUGGUUUCCCUUCAGCGUUCUCUUAUCCGUCCCAAUAACAACUUUGAUAAUUGAUGUUCAAUGAUUUCAUCUUUAUUUUAAUGUGCUCCUGGUGCUCAGUUUCUAUUAAAGCAUUUCAGUUGUAUUUUUGAACCGGAUAUAUAUCAAAUGGUACACCGAAGUGAUGCUCAAUCGGAUCGCAUUCAAACUUUCUUUU